UUGACGUCAUAAUAUAACCUAUAAGGAAAUGAUUUGUCAUUUAUUAUUAUUAUUAUUGUCUCUUCAACUUUUUAAUUAUCCAUCAUUGCAAUCUAGUCUUUCUUAAAAGGUGUCUUGAGUGUAAAUUAUAGUCAUAUAAUGAGAAUAGGAAGUCGUUAAUCGAUAUACAGAAAAAAGUUCACAAAACAGUUUGAAAAUGUUUCAAUUUGGAUUCAUGUUUCCCGAGAUCAACAGAAACUUCAGUGUUUCUUAUUAUUGUUACUCGGUAGCUAUGCUACCUGGUAAUGAAAGACAAGAUGUUGAAAGAGGUGGAAAAAUUAUUAUGCCCCCAUCUGCUCUAGAACAAUUGACCAGACUGAAUAUAAGUUAUCCUAUGUUGUUUAAAUUGACAAAUAAAAAAAGUAAUAGAGUUUCUCAUUGUGGUGUUCUGGAAUUUGUUGCUGAUGAGGCAAAAGUUUAUCUUCCACACUGGAUGAUGCAAAAUAUGAAUCUUAGAGAAGGAGAUAUGAUUCAAGUAGAAAGUAUUGACUUACCAGUUGGGACAUUUUCCAAAUUUCAACCAGUUUCUCCAGAUUUUUUGGAUAUCACUAAUCCAAAGGCAGUCUUGGAGAAUUGUUUGAGAUCAUUUGCUUGUUUAACAAAAGGAGAUGUUAUUGCUGUAAAAUACAACCAGAAAAUAUAUGAGUUAUCUGUACUAGAAACAAAACCGGGUGAUGCUAUUAGUAUUAUCGAAUGUGAUAUGAAUGUUGAAUUUGCUGCCCCUAUAGGAUAUAAGGAACCUGAAUUCCAAAAGAAGGAGGAAGAAGAGAUGGUUGUUGACCCUGCAGAUCUUAUGCCAGAACCAUCAGGUUUCGUUCCAUUUGGUGGUACAGGAAACCGAUUGGAUGGCAAGGUCCGCAAGGACUCCACAUCAUCCGAGGUUUCUGUUCCAAAAGCAACAUACGUUAGGGGAAUACCAGAUUAUGAUUAUCAAAUUGGCACUAUAACCUUUAUGAGAAGAAGUACGAAGCCAAGUAUUAGUAAGGAAAAAGAGGAUAAGGACGAUUUCAAACCAUUCAGUGGAUCUGGAAAUGUUUUAAAGGGUCCGUAUUGUUGUAUUAAUGUCAAAAUGGAUGAUGACAAGAUAAGAGAAGCCCUAACAACGAACUUCAGACAUGAAAAAUUCAAAUCGAAGUUACAAAAACGAGCAAUACGAGAAAUAGCUCAAAGAAACCAUGAUGUACUAGUGACUAUGCCUACAGGUUCGGGAAAAUCAUUAUGUUAUCAGCUGCCAGCAAUGUUAUAUCCACAAAAAGUGACGAUUGUUUUUUCCCCCCUUUUAGCACUCAUUAAGGAUCAAAUUGAUCAUAUGAAAGCUUUGAAAAUACAUGCAGUGUCCCUUAAUUCUAAAAUAUUGAAAUCUGAGAGGGAAGAUAUAAUAAAUGAUCUCAAGCUGGUUUCACCUAAGACAAAGCUGUUAUAUAUAACACCCGAGCAAGCAGCAACAAAUACCUUUAAAGACCUCUUGAAGAAUUUGGCAAAUUUCGAUAAAGUGGCAUAUAUUGUUGUAGAUGAGGCUCAUUGUGUCAGUCAGUGGGGACAUGAUUUCAGACCCCAAUACCUCAAACUGGGGGCUUUACGAGAAAUUUGUAAAGCACCUUAUAUUGCUUUGACUGCUACUGCGGGAGCUGAUGUAACCAGAGAUAUUUUGACCAGUUUACAUUUUGGAAAAGAUUUUAAAGAAUUUAAAACUUCUUGUUUUAGAAACAACCUCUUUUACGAUGUAUAUUUCUUGAAUGUUCUAGAGAAUCCUUUUCAACACGUUAAAAAAUUCAUUUGUGAUUGUUUGAAUUUCGAAAAAGAAAAAGAAAUGGAACCUAAAAAUAAAUCUUGUGGACUCAUUUAUUGCAGAACCAGAGAACAAACAGAGUUCAUAUCUGAACAAUUAAACAAAAUGAAAAUUAAAUGCUUGGCCUAUCAUGCUGGUUUGAAAAAUCAUGAAAGAUUGGAAGUUCAGAAUAAAUGGCAGAAUGGAGAAGUUCCUGUGAUAGCUGCAACUAUUAGUUUUGGAAUGGGUGUGGAUAAGGCUACAGUUAGGUUUGUAAUUCAUUGGGGCGUUCCAAGGGACCCAUCCUCCUAUUAUCAAGAAUCCGGCAGAGCUGGAAGAGAUGGAAAGCCAUCCAAGUGUCGAAUAUACUAUAGUAGAACUGACACUAAAGCUAUUGAGUUCCAUCUCAAUAAAGAUUUGGCUAAAGCGAAAAAUACAGAUGCUGGAAAGAUAAAAGCAGAGAAUACCAUAUCUGGUUUCAAAAGGGUGGUUGAGUUUUGUGAGAACGCAGAUGACUGUCGUCACAAUCUAUUCAACCGACAUUUCGGAGAACCUGAAAAAAAGUGUCUCACAAAUUGCGAUAUAUGCAUUGAUAAAAAAGGAGUUGCUGAAAGAGCUGAACAUUUUCAUAUAAAGAGUAUACAAUACAAUAGUGUUAUGUCGAAGGCUGAUGAUGGAGAUUACGGAGAUUUGUAUGGUGAAGGCAGAAAAGGAAUUAAUAGCGCCUAUAAUGAUUACUUAAAUGAAGAUUAUGAUGAUGAAAAUGGCAGUAGAGAAGAACAAGAGAAGCAGGCUAAAAAGGAAACUGCCGAUUUCAUCAAGAAACAAUUUGAGUUGAGAAAAAAUCCAAGGGAAAUUUCUGCAGCAACAGUAGAAAAGCUUUUCUCUAACCAGGCUAGAGUAAAAUCUGCAGCUUCUACUUCUAGUAAAGUGAAAGGACUUACUUUGACUACAAGAGAGCAGUAUCUGACAAAAAUCAAUGAUAGUGUCAAGGCCAAUUCUAAUGCUUGCAUGGAGGAGGAUAUAUUGACUCAGAAAGAUUUGGAAAACUGCGCCAUCGACCUUGAAUAUUCGAUUUUCACAGUUACUACAACAUUGAUGAUGUAUAGGAAUAAUAUGGCUAAGUUGAUAGCAAAAAUCAAAAAAUAUACUGACGAUCAGAUUUUAUAUGAUGGUGUGGAGAAAUUAUUGUCAAAACAAGUAGGAGAAGAUGAAAUCAAUACAAAUGUUAUACAAUCAGAGAAGGAAACACAUUUGAAUGGCUUUUGUAAAGCCUCCGAGUUAUUAGGAAACAAGAAAAUAUAUACAGGUUUCCAGAAAGCUUCAACUCUCUUGAAAGAAGAAAAGGGUGAAUUGAAAAAUAACCAAAGAAAAAUAACUGAAUUUCUUGGUGAAUCUUCGUCAAUCAGAAAGAGAAAAAUGACUGAUGAGCGAAGUGAUAUCAAUGAUCUCUUUGGAGAUGAAUCACAAUAUGAAAGAAACUGCAAAAAGCAGAAAACAGAAAAUGUAAAUGAAGAUUACAGACUUAAAGAUGAAUGGGAAGAUGAUUUUCCUGAAACCUUGAAGAAUAAUAUGAGUGAUGAUCGUUUGGGAAUCCCAAAUAGCUCCAAAACAGAUGAAGAUGAAAAUACCUGUGAUACAAUCAGAAAGAGUCCCCAGAGUACGAAUUUUGAGAAAAAAAUCCAAAAUCAAUCUCCUCAAGAUAAAAGUUACAAGCAAUCUUCAAAUGGUGUUUCAAAGAAUGAUACACUUCAGAAAAAAUCUUCACAAAGUUUAAUAGAUUCAAAAGAUAAGUUUAAAAAAAUAGAAAAUGAGAUUUCUAUUAGUAGGAACAAAGUGAAUACAGAUAAACAAAAGGUUAAAAGUAAAUUGAAUAAGAAUGAAGUAGGAAAAUAUGUUGUGAAAUUGCUAACACCUGCAUAUGCUGAAAAAAGAUUUGAAUCUAGAGAUUUGUUCAAGAAACUAGCAAGAAAUAUAUCUCACAACUUGGUAGAUAAAGAUCACUUAGAAAUCAAGAAAUAUAUUGAAGAGUUUUUAAAGAGGAAUCCUAAAAUAACUGAUGAGACAUCUCUUUAGUAUUUGAUCUUUAUAAAUACAAGGAGUUUUGUUUUUCUUAAUUUGUAUAUAGUAAUUCUUGAACAAAAGUACAUAUAGAGCAUAACAUAAUUAUUAUUUGCAUCAAAUAUUGUUUUAUUUAUACUUUUAUUUACUAGAAUUCAAAAAUUUAUAAGAUACCAAUGAAUUUUACUGUAUUUAUGAGUAAUAAAAAGGUGUGAAUAUUUAUA
Harmonia axyridis is the source of this 4092-nucleotide messenger RNA. RefSeq names its product ATP-dependent DNA helicase Q5-like. Bases 197 to 3883 code for a protein of 1228 amino acids. Gene Ontology annotation, cellular component: chromosome; cytoplasm. Gene Ontology annotation, molecular function: nucleic acid binding; four-way junction helicase activity; 3'-5' DNA helicase activity. Lineage: Eukaryota; Metazoa; Arthropoda; Insecta; Coleoptera; Coccinellidae. The transcript has 17 exons. Gene Ontology annotation, biological process: double-strand break repair via homologous recombination; ubiquitin-dependent protein catabolic process. The record is from RefSeq and is a predicted model, not a curated record.